Molecule: messenger RNA, 1419 nt
Organism: Ochlerotatus camptorhynchus
Lineage: Eukaryota; Metazoa; Arthropoda; Insecta; Diptera; Culicidae
Product: SAP domain-containing ribonucleoprotein
Exons: 3
Coding region: 164-1132 (322 amino acids)
Biological process (GO): poly(A)+ mRNA export from nucleus
Cellular component (GO): nucleus
Source: RefSeq, a predicted model, not a curated record
CACUGCAACUCCGGUGAACAUUGUCGUGAGACCUGUUUUGCGGCCGCAAAAAUUUAGCAGUUUUACAACUUUUACGGGAUUUUUUUUGGCAAAAAAUACUGCUCCAAGUGUUAACCAUACUUUUGUGUUGUGCUCUGAGUAUUGGGAACGUUUUAUCGGCAAGAUGGGCGAUCAGGAUGUUUCAAAAAUGAAGGUUGCAGAUUUGAAGAAGGAGCUGAAGAAUCGUGGGCUCAGCACUCUCGGAAACAAAAAUGAACUUGUGGAUCGGCUACAGAGUGCUUUGAUAGACGGUGGGGAUCCAUUGGAAGAUACAGCUAAUUCCGAGGAUUUGCUGGAAGACGAUGAGCUGAACGAUGACAUCCUUGAGGAAGAGGAGGAGAAGCAACAUCAUGAAGCAACCGAAGAGGAUCGAAUACUGAAAUCUCCUACUCCGAGUGAAGCUUCGAAAUCAGAAUCGCCUGAGCAGAAAACUGAAGCAGUAGCCAAGGAACUUGAAUCGGAGAAGAAGGAAGACCAAUCUGCUGUUCCUCAGAGGAAGGUUGCCCUCAAGCGAAACAUAUCGAUUUCCGUUUCAACACCGGCAGCGACAACAGUUGUCACUGCAACCGUGUCCGACGACGAAAAGAAGCAAAGCAAAGAAGCGUUGGAUGAUGCAAAGCACUCAGACGCAGAAGCAGCCUCCGGGGAACCGGAGAAGAAGGUUAUCAAACUAACAGAACUGACAUCCCAACAGCGGCUGGAGAUGCGUGCCAAGAAGUUUGGCGCUCAGGCAGCGGAAACGCCGGAUUCAAAAUUGCAAGCUCGUGCCGCUCGGUUCGGACUGGCCGGCAGUGACUCCACCGCCGGUGGUGGAAGCAGCAAACCUGCCAGCACUUUGGUGUCGCUAGAUGCGUUGAAAAAGCGAGCCGAGCGAUUCGGUGUGAACGUUUCGGACAAGGUGACUAAGCAGGAGCAAGACGAAAAGUUGCAUAAACGUCAGGAGCGAUUUGGAGCUGGGGCUGCAGCAGCAGCAACAGUAGUAGCUCCAAAUCUUACGGCAACGGGCAAGGUAACCAUCAGUAGCAGCAGCACAAAGACAGACUAUGCCGAGCGUGCGCGCCUUCGGCUAGAAAGGUUCAAGAAUACCGUCUAAGCGAUGGUGAAUGCAAACAUUCAAUUCAAUCAAUCAUUUAAUUAUGUAAACAUUCGGGUUUGAUUCUUUUUUUUUACGAUCGUAGAGUUUUAUACAUUCUAGUAGAACCCCGAAAUAGUGGUCCGAUUCUAGGACUUGAAAACAUAGGCGAUUUCGUAGCCAACAAGAAGACAAAACUGAUUAUUUUCCAUUCAUUUCAGCAAUAUGUGUAACGUUUAUGUAACUCUUUGUGUUUAUCUUCACAAAUUCAUGGAAAAUAAAAAUGAGGUAAAUAAAGAAGAUUGAAA